CGUCGUUGUCGUCGCGAGAGAGGGAGAGAGAGAACAGAGUAGAGUUGAUUUAAUAUUAAAUUGGAAUUGCUUAGAGAACAAGUGACUUGAAACUUAUAACAUUAUUUAAGAAAUAUUUUAAUUAAGGACAAUAAAUAAAGUUGAACAACAAAAGAAUAGCAACAGAAAAAUGCCACCAAAAGAACGCAACAUUGCCAUGAUGGGCUAUAGAUCAGUGGGAAAAUCUUCCCUGAGUAUCCAGUUUGUUGAGGGGCAAUUUGUGGACUCCUAUGAUCCAACCAUAGAAAAUACAUUUACGAAAGUGACGCGUGUUAAUUCACAAGACUAUGGCGUUAAACUUGUGGACACCGCCGGCCAAGACGAAUAUAGCAUAUUUCCAGUACAAUAUAGCAUGGAUUUUCAUGGUUAUGUCUUGGUCUAUUCGAUAACCAGUCAGAAGUCGUUUGAAGUUAUUAAAAUUAUUUAUGAAAAAUUAUUAGAUGUUAUGGGAAAGAAAUAUGUACCUGUUGUUUUGGUAGGCAAUAAAACCGAUUUACAUCAAGAACGCACCGUUUCCACGGAGGAGGGUAGGAAAUUGGCCGAAUCUUGGCGUGCUGCAUUUUUAGAAACUUCUGCUAAACAAAAUGAGUCUGUUGCUGAUAUUUUCCAUCAGCUUUUAUUAUUAAUUGAAAAUGAAAAUGGCAAUCCCCAGGAAAAAAGCAGCUGUAUAAUUUCGUGAGUUGUCACCUGCGCGUGGAUCUAAUGCGAAUGGCGGCUACGCGAAAGAAGUCACAAUUCACGUCGUAUCAUUUCAAAAAAAAUACAAAACAAAAACAAUGAUGAACAAUGGCUGUUUGCCUCAAAUGCAAUGGAAAACUGGAAGAAAGAAUGGUCUAGAAAAACAAAACAGAUAAAAUGGAAUGAAAGAAAAUAAAUUGGUAAAUCAUUAAAAAAGGAUUUGUUUUCUCAGAUGUAGUGUUUAUAGCAUAAUAAUACAAUAAUUAAUAAUUCUCGACUCUUUAUUUUAUUUUAAUUUUAUUGUUUUUUUAAACCAAUUUUCUUUAUGAUUAGCUUUUAGUAGCAAAAACCAACAAAAAAAAAAACAAUAACUAACAAAUCCCCCAAUUAUAUACAAUUUACAAAAACAACAAGCAAUUAAAUAUAAGUUACCUCAUUUUCCAAUGUCCAAGUAAAGGGUUAAUAAUAUAUUUUUUUUGUUUCAUUUUCACAUGUCCUUCCUUUUUUGUUUUAAACAAUUGUUUUUAUUUUUUUGCUUUUUAGUUUAGUUUCAAUUUAAAAAGUAUAAAAAGUUUUCAUUUUAAAUUUUUUUUGAAUAUUUAAAUAAGUUUUUUUUUUUUCUUAAAAACAAAAAUUUGUAUCUGUUGUAUUUACACACACAAAAAAUAAACAAAACAAAAAACACACACACAAAGACAAAGAGGGCGUUUAUAUAGAUUUUAAUUUACAAUAAAACAAGAAAAAUAUCAAUAAAAGUUAAUAAUAGUCAUUAU
Messenger RNA from Musca domestica (house fly), 1490 nucleotides. RefSeq names its product GTP-binding protein Rheb homolog (gene Rheb). The record is from RefSeq and is a predicted model, not a curated record. Gene Ontology annotation, biological process: small GTPase-mediated signal transduction. Gene Ontology annotation, cellular component: plasma membrane. NCBI's taxonomy places the organism in Eukaryota, Metazoa, Arthropoda, Insecta, Diptera, Muscidae. The transcript has 5 exons. The coding region runs from base 170 to 718 and encodes 182 amino acids. Gene Ontology annotation, molecular function: GDP binding; GTPase activity; GTP binding.